Molecule: messenger RNA, 1008 nt
Organism: Branchiostoma floridae (Florida lancelet)
Lineage: Eukaryota; Metazoa; Chordata; Leptocardii; Amphioxiformes; Branchiostomatidae
Product: tolloid-like protein 1
Exons: 7
Coding region: 1-1008 (335 amino acids)
Source: RefSeq, a predicted model, not a curated record
AUGGUUUUGCUUACCGGAAACUCUGACGCAGACAGUGUGGUAGAACACCUGUUCACAGGUCGGAUCCAGGCACAGCGCAUCAAAGUCACACCUUUACAGUUUCACUUGCGGCCCUGUCUCCGGAUCGAAAUCAUUGGAUGUGCUUUUAUUCACGGCGAAAACGUGGCUCUCACCAACUCAGUAACAGAAGGGUACAUCAUGUCACCCAACUACCCGAGCAACUACCCAACUGAAAUGGACUCUAAUUGGAUAAUCACUGCGCCAUCGGUCAUCCAACUGGACUUUGUUGAUACUUUUGACAUUGAAUAUGGCCCUAAUUGCCCGUACGAUUAUGUGAGAGUCAUCGAUGGAUUAUUGAGCACUUCUCCCGUUUUGGGCACAUUCUGCGGAACCGAACUCCCUCCAAUCGUGAGGGCGACCGGCAACGCCAUGACAGUUCAGCUCCAUUCGGACUACAGUGUGCCACGUACAGGCUUCAAGGCCAAGUACAGCAUCGCUAUACCAUGCCCUCCCCUGACGGCCCCAGCGAGUGGAGCUCUGAGUCCAGUCGGACCGCACUACCACCCGGACGUGGUCACGGUCACCUGUAACCAGGGUUAUGUGCUUGAUGGAGACUCUGAUUUGACGUGCCAAGCUGACGCUUGUCUUCACGGCGAGUACCUGGCUCUCACAGACUCAGUAACAGAAGGGUACAUCAUGUCACCCAACUACCCUGGCAACUACCCAGAGAGAACGGACUGUUCUUGGACAAUCACCGCACCAUCAGUCAUCCAGCUGGAGUUUGUGGGGACGUUUGACAUUGAGUUCUAUCAGGGUUUAAAUUGCGACUACGAUUGGGUAAAAGUCUACGAUGGACGAAUCAGUCCUUCCUCCCUCUUGGGCACAUUCUGUGGAAUCGACCUUCCUCCGACCGUACGGACUGUCGGUAACGUCAUGACAGUUCAGUUCCACACAGACUACAGUGAGCGACGUGCAGGGUUCAGGGCCAAGUACAGCAUCGGUAAAUAG